Messenger RNA from Paraglomus occultum, 1860 nucleotides. Lineage: Eukaryota; Fungi; Glomeromycota; Glomeromycetes; Paraglomerales; Paraglomeraceae. The record is from the annotation of a GenBank genome assembly.
AUGAGCGGAGGCAUUGGCCUUGGUAUGAGCAUUCCUGAAGAAAAGUGGAACGUACAUCAACCAGAACAAUCUCCUAAACAUCCUCACUCUCAAAUGAACACAAUGUCCAACGAAAAUAACUUCAUGCCUACUUACCCGUACGAGACUACUUCUUCACAACAGAUGCACCAACAACAAAUGCCUGUUCACGAAGGUAACCACAUGUACCUGCCUCCUAAGCAAGAAAUGGAUGCAGCACCUCGUCAAUCGCAAUUCCAAGGCGGUUUCGUCUCAAUGUCAGCUCCCAAUACUCCAAACGCUUCACGUCAAACAAACGGUUCUCCCGGUGCCCAGUCUACUCCAGGGGCCCAAUCACAGGACCGCAAAUCGAUGGAAGUCCCUUCUUUUCUCAAACGAAGCAACAUAAUAAUGUUUACAGUAUGGACAGGACUACAAGGUAUAUAUUUUUCAUUGCCACAAAAAAGAGUUUACAAACUCACGAUCAAGUCAAAGGUCGACCGUGGAUUCUUCUUGGCAGAUAACGAUUGGACCUGUUAUCGAAGGAAUUAUUUCCAGAUAAGCAGCGCCUUUACCAUCACCACUUCGUCCGGACACACCGUUAACGAGUCAGAGACACCAUGUCUAGUAGAAGUCGACAGCCAAUUCCACACUUGCACCCAAUUCCUUCUCGGUAUCACAGCUCGCGUGUCCAACAGUGACAAGAAAAUCGAACUGGUUCAGCACACUCCCAAGCGUGACAAGGGUCCCCAGAGCGUCCCAACACCCAAACCAAUUCGUCCAGGCGGUAACCUCAGUCUAAGCUCCGUCGGUUCCAAUUCGAACAUUGUCACCUUUGAGCGUAUUCAAUUCAAGACCGCUACCGCUAACAAUGGCAAGCGUCGUGCCGCUCAACAAUAUUAUGUCGUUCUCGUCGACUUGUAUGCUCAACCCGAAAGUGGCGGUGAGCUCAUUAGAAUUGCUACGUCCACUUCGGCACCUCUGGUCGUCCGCGGUCGUAGUCCGGGACACUAUGCCGACAACCAUCACGAUCGAUACAGUCCAAUGGCCAUUAAUCCUGCCUUUUCCAACGAUCGUCAUCUCAGCUUUCCCCAUCCUCAAGGGCCUAAUGGAGCACCGGGUGUGAUGUCUGGUGACUUUGGUGGAAGUCCAUUCCCGCCGUACGGUCAGUAUCCGCCAUUCAGUGGCUUUCCACCCGUAAACCCUCCAAUGCGCAACGAUGCACUAUCUCUCAUAAUGACUACCAGCCCACAAAAUCCCCCAAAUCCUUCCUUCCACCCUCAACAUCCCCAUCAACCAUACAUGGUCCCGAGUAUCUCUGAAGUUUCUCAACCUGAAUCCAAUGCCCCUGACAUGUAUAACAACCCCAAUAUAGACCCGAAUUCGCUUGUGAACGGACACGACCAAAAGAUUCCGCCUCAUCACGGACAUCACUCUCAGCAAGUUGGACUCGAUUUGCAUAACAUCGAAGUCGCCGGUACCUCAUCUCCUCACUCGGCAUUCACGUCGUUUGAGUCACGUCAAGUGCAGACAACUGAUACUGAAGGCUAUCACCCAAUGUACCAUAACCAUCCUGCAAAUAACGCACCGCCGCCACCACCACCUCAUCAUCCCGGAUAUCAUCCCGAUAAUCAAAAUGGGUAUCAAGCAAACGGUCGGGUGUCGCCUCCUCAACAAGCACGUAGAGAUACAUCAACGUCGACAGGAAGCGAACAUACAUCGGCGAGUCCACAUGCAGAUUCAAAAUUGGUUACUGCAAACGCUAAUAAUAACAACGCGUGCAGUUCACCUCAAUCAUCCAACAGUUCUACAACAACGCCAACUUCAGAAAUCGGCAAGGGCAUUGGUCAGAUGAGAACGUGA